CGCAAGAACCCGCGUAGUCCUCUGGCGCGCCACGUCUGCCGGGCUGGUGAUGGCGCGGCGGUGAGGGGGGCGGAGUCGGCCCGAACAUCAGGGGAAGAUGGCGGCCAGCAUCCGGGAGAAGCAGACCGGGGCUUUGAAACGCAUGUUGAAUUUUAAUGUGCCACCUGUUAAAAACAGUACAGGUGAACCAGUAUGGAAAGUUCUUAUUUAUGACAGAUUCGGCCAGGACAUAAUAUCGCCAUUACUCUCUGUGAAAGAAUUAAGAGAUAUGGGCAUUACUUUGCAUCUUCUUCUUCAUUCUGAUCGAGACCCUAUUCCUGAUGUUCCAGCAAUAUAUUUUGUAAUGCCAACAGAAGAAAAUAUUGAUAGGCUGUGCCAGGAUCUUAGAAAUCAACUUUAUGAAUCGUAUUAUUUAAAUUUUAUUUCUGCCAUUUCAAGAAGUAAACUGGAAGAUAUAGCAAAUGCUGCUCUUGGUGCCAAUGCAGUUGCACAAGUUGCUAAGGUUUUUGACCAAUACCUCAAUUUCAUUACCUUGGAAGAUGACAUGUUUGUGUUAUGCAAUCAAAAUAAGGAGCUUGUUUCGUAUCAUGCCAUUAACAAACCAGACAUAACAGAUACAGAAAUGGAGACCAUUAUGGAUACAAUUGUUGAUAGCCUUUUCUGUUUCUUUGUUACACUCGGAGCAAUUCCAAUAAUUAGAUGCUCAAGAGGAACAGCAGCAGAAAUGGUGGCAGUGAAAUUGGAUAAGAAACUCCGAGAGAACCUUAGAGAUGCCAGAAAUAGCCUUUUCACCGGCGACACACUUGGGUCUGGGCAAUUUAGUUUUCAGAGACCUCUUUUAGUACUUGUUGACAGAAAUAUAGAUUUGGCAACUCCUCUACAUCAUACGUGGACCUACCAAGCCUUAGUACAUGAUGUACUGGAUUUUCAUUUGAACAGAGUUGUUUUGGAAGAAUCUUCAGGAAUGGAAAAUUCUGUAGCAGGUGCUAGACCAAAGAAAAAAAAUAAAAAAACAUAUGAUUUAACUGCAGCUGAUAAAUUUUGGCAGAAACACAAAGGAAGUCCUUUUCCAGAGGUAGCAGAGUCUGUCCAGCAAGAGUUAGAAUCCUACAGAACUCAAGAGGAUGAAGUGAAGCGGCUUAAAAGUAUAAUGGGGCUGGAAGGUGAAGAUGAAGGAGCAAUAAGUAUGCUGUCUGAUAAUACAGCUAAACUAACUUCAGCUGUUAGCUCUCUUCCGGAGCUUCUAGAAAAGAAAAGACUCAUAGAUCUUCAUACAAAUGUAGCAACAGCUGUUCUGGAACAUAUAAAGACUCGGAAACUAGACGUGUAUUUUGAAUAUGAAGAAAAAAUUAUGAGCAAGUCCACAUUGGAUAAAUCACUUUUGGAUAUGAUUUCUGAUCCUGAUGCGGGAACUGCAGAAGACAAGAUGCGACUCUUUCUUAUCUAUUUCAUAAGUUCUGUACAGCUACCUUCUGAGGCAGAUUUGGAACAGUACAAAAAAGCACUAACUGAUGCUGGAUGUAACCUUAAUCCUUUAAACUACAUUAAGCAAUGGAAGAGACAGAUGACUAUAGGUAUUUUGACCCUAAAAUGUUGCGAGGUAGUGACAGCUCAGUUCCACGAAACAAAAAUCCAUUUCAGGAGGCAAUUGUAUUUGUAGUUGGAGGUGGCAAUUAUAUUGAAUACCAAAACCUUGCUGAUUAUAUAAAGGGAAAACAAGGUAAACAUGUCUUAUAUGGCUGCAGUGAACUCUUUAAUGCUGCAGAGUUUUUAAAACAGGUAAGAUUUAAUUUUAAAACAUAAUUUUAAAAUAGAUUAAUAUGUAGAGAUAUAAAAUAUGUUAGUGAAUGUAUUCAAGCAGUUAAUAUGUUUUGUCUUAAGACUCAUUCCUAGAAGAUUUAAGGUUGACAACAAGGUGCUCAGCACUGAUAUAAAGAAAGCAAGAGGCAUAUUCCUAUUUUAUUAUAGGCCCAUGUUUUGUUGUGUUCAAAUCGGUAAUUAAUCUCUUGUGAGAACCUGUUCAGGAAGGGGCGCAAUGGCUCAGUGACUUAAUGACUCUGGAGAGAGUCUCUGCUCCAGUGGUUCAAGUCUUAGAAUUGUGUAUCGGAGUGAGUUCAUGUCACUCGCCUCAGCUUCUCUCCACCUAACAGUUCAAAAGCAUGUUCUAUUGUGAGUAGAUAAAAUAGGUACAACUUCAGGGAGACAGCGGGGGUGAGCUGGUGCUCCGUGCAGGCAGUCAGAUUCCUGUCCCGGUUGUGGCACUUGUUGGCGAGGUGGGUCCGGGGAGGGAGGGAACCUUGGAUGAUGCUGCAGGAAGAGCUGCUUGUCUUCCUAUCUGGUACGAAGCCAGCUCAUCCUGUUGUGGUGCGUCAUGGGAAGUGCACAAGCAUUUUCUACAGCAGGGCUGGUUCCUUGUCAGCCAAACUACUACUCUGCAAUAGUAUUGUGGUCUCCUGGUUAAUGUGAUAAUUGUUAUAUAAUAAUAAUAAUAAUAAUAACAACAACAACACCUAUUCAGGUAACCAGACGUUUAGCACAAAAGUCUCAUACUUGGUUAUAAGAUACUUGGUUGAUAGAUGAUUGAUACCUAGGAUGCUGGCAGCAACCCAUAUCUACCAUCA
Molecule: messenger RNA, 2621 nt
Organism: Thamnophis sirtalis
Lineage: Eukaryota; Metazoa; Chordata; Lepidosauria; Squamata; Natricidae
Source: RefSeq, a predicted model, not a curated record